CUAGAGGACCAUGUUCGUGAUCGUCUGCGUCUCGACCUGGGACACGCCGGGGAUCGCCUUGAGCUUGGCGAUGAAGUCCGCCUCCGGCGGGUGGCCGGCCUCCUCCCAGGGGCCGUAGCCCUCGAGGGGCUGCGUGACCAUGACCUUGAAGUCGAGGCAGCCGCCGCAGACGAGGCCUGUGCGUUUGAGCGGUGAGUUAUCGACGACGGCGUGGACGCCGCACCGCACGGUUCACCGUCACGCCGUCGAUCUUCUUGAGCUCGGGCAGGUACUCAUCCAACACUUUGGAGCAGGCCUCGAGCGACGCGCUCGUCGCCUUGUCGCCCUCGUACUUGCAGCGCCACUCGCGGCACACACCUGCGUUCGUAACGGUCCGCGUGUUGCACGCGUGAGCGCGCGCGCGUCGGCGACGCAUGUCGUCGCAGCGCAUCGAUCAAUGCCGGACGCUGGCUGCAUGCGGUCAAACUCCAUGGCUCCAUUGGCCAGCGGCACGCCCUGCUGCACCACGGUAGCCCGCUGGUGCACCGACGGCGCGAAGGCCCCAGCGCUGGCAGCUAAUGCGAGGACGGCUUUGUACAUGGUGCUUUGAAACGGUGCGUGCAAUGCCACUUGCUUUGAAACGGUGCGUGCAAUGCCACUU
Messenger RNA from Pelagomonas calceolata, 640 nucleotides. NCBI's taxonomy places the organism in Eukaryota, Pelagophyceae, Pelagomonadales, Pelagomonadaceae. The record is from the annotation of a GenBank genome assembly.